GUGAUCUCCCAUUUCCUACUACUAAUGAAAUUGUUCUUGACCGGCUUUAAAAAAAUGGCGGAAAGUUGCGCUGCAAAACACUUUGUGCUGGUUCACGGAGCAUGCCACGGGGCAUGGUGCUGGUACAAGUUGGUGGUUUUACUAGAAAAAUACGGCCACAAAGUCACCGCCGUGGAUUUGGCCGCUUCCGGCCGGAACGUGGAGGAUCGGUUGCAAGAUUUGCAGACGAUCGACGACUACCAUAAGCCGCUGUACAAGUUCUUCGAGGGUUUGCCGGACGACGACGACGAGGAUAAGGUUAUCCUGGUCGGCCAUAGUCUGGGUUGCUACGCGGUUUCUUCCGCCAUGGAAAGGUUCCAGGAGAAAAUCGGUUGGGGUGUUUUCGUUUCAGGAAUCAUGCUUGGUCCUCACUUGACAAUGGACGAUUUCCCCCCUAAUAAGGUACUUGGACCCGACUAUUAUAUGGAUUCGGAACUGAAAACCAUUGAAGUGAAUGGAAGGAUCCAAACUCAUAUGACCUCCGGGAAAAAGUUCCUAGCAGCCAAUUAUUACCAAAAUUCGCCACCUGAGGAUCUGGAACUAGCAUCUUUGUUAGUACGACCAGCUAAAUUCUUCAUGGAUGAUGAGUCGAAAAAGCAACUCUUGGUUUCAAAGGAGAAGUACGGAUCAGUACGGCGGGCAUUUAUUAUCGGACACGCAUUGGAGGACAGGGCAGAGACGCAAAGAUGGAACGUGGAAAAGAAUCUGCCAGACGCGGUUUGGGAAAUAGAAGGCGCGGAUCAUAUGAUCAUGAUGUCCAAACCUCAAGAACUCUGCGACAUUCUAGUUGACAUUGCUGGAAGGGAAAAUUAUUAGUCAAGCCCAACCGAUCUUGAAAUAUUUCUAUUCUACAUUUCUCCAAAUUAUAGUUUAUGUAAUCAGUACUCCUUAUGUCUCAUAAUAAUUGCCCAAAUAAUUUAACUAGUUGGUUGUGCGUGUUCUUAAUCUUUGUGAGAUCUACGGAGAAGAAUGAUGGCUGAAUUUUGGGAUCAUUUUUCUGUGAUAUUUAUUGAAAUAAAAUUAAGCUUUCUGUGGAAUUUGCUGAUUUAAUUUGGUGCAUGUUGCAUGCAUGCAUGUAAUAGG
Oldenlandia corymbosa var. corymbosa is the source of this 1122-nucleotide messenger RNA. The record is from the annotation of a GenBank genome assembly. NCBI's taxonomy places the organism in Eukaryota, Viridiplantae, Streptophyta, Magnoliopsida, Gentianales, Rubiaceae.